This is a messenger RNA of Penicillium verhagenii, 702 nucleotides long. RefSeq lists its product as uncharacterized. The coding region runs from base 1 to 702 and encodes 233 amino acids. The transcript has 2 exons. The record is from RefSeq and is a predicted model, not a curated record. Lineage: Eukaryota; Fungi; Ascomycota; Eurotiomycetes; Eurotiales; Aspergillaceae.
AUGACGACCGACGAUCGCACGUGUUAUUUCCCCGAAGGCAACGUCGCGUCGGGCACCUACCCCUGCACGUCUGAUGAUAUAACCAGUUGCUGUGGCACUGGCGGCAUUUGUCUAACAAACGGAUUCUGUCUCGAUGUAUCUCAGCCGUUUGUCGUUUCAAGAGGAGGCUGCACAAGCAAGGCGUGGGGCGAUGGAUGCCCAACUCAAUGCCAGGAUGUUACCAAAUCGGAGGGAGCGUCGAUAAUAAACCUGUCGCUAAUUAACGGUACCUCAUUAUACUGUUGUGGAACGCCCAUCUACAACGGGACAGAGAUUGUCUGUCCAUACGGAGAUAGCUUCACCAUGGACGAUGGCGAGAUCAUUCUAGGUCGUGCCGCACUUACCAAUGCCACAACGGUGUCAUCCUCGAACGCGACAAACUCCACCUCGGUGGUUUCUUCAAACUCUUCGACCACAUCUUCCUCUGCCUCAUCGGUACCAUCAUCUGGCAACUCGCAUGAUGUUGCGAUUGGGGCAGGAGUCGGUGUGCCGCUGGGUCUAAUUGCACUUGGCACUAUAGCUUGGGCACUCUGGGAGAGAAGGCGUGCAAACAAGCUGAGUCAAUCUCUUGUUGCACAGGGGAGCUAUACCGGUAGCUCUAUGAUCAAGAGCUCUGCACCUACGGAGUUGGAGUCUCACCGACCAGUACCUGAGUUGAUGUGA